GGUUAACAAAAUCUAGUGGUAGUUGUACUCACAAGUUUGAUUUUUUAAAUUUUCACAAAACAAAAAAUACUUUAACUUCAAUCAAAAUGUUCAAAUUGAUCGUCGCUUUGUCUGCUCUCUGCGCUGUUGCUUCUGCCGGUUACCUUGGCGGCUAUGGACUUGCUGGCCAUGGCUUAGGCUAUGGCUUGGGUUAUAGCGGCGUUGUAGCACCAGCUUAUCAUGCACCUGCCAUUGUAGCACCUGCACCAAUUAUAAAAACCUACAGCGCGCCCAUCGUUGCUGCACCUGUGGUGAAGACCAUCGCCCCAUUGGCUACGUCAUACGCCAAUACCUACAAAGUGGCCACCAAAUCGAUUCCUGUAGUACAUGCGGCUCCAGCUGUGUAUGCGGCGCCAUCUUAUGGUCAUUACGGCCUGAACUACGGUUAUGGUCAUGGUCUGUUGCAUUAAGUAAGCGAAUCGCACAAGAAACCUAUGACUUGUAAUGGACAAGGAUUUGAAAAAGGCUAAUGAACUUAUGGAUUAAUACAUAUAACAUAUUAUGGAUAAAUGUUGUCACAACAAUAAUUUGUCUACCCAUCUCAUAGACACCUACAUACAAUUACGCAUAUUAUGACACUAUAAACCCCUCAUAUUCAUAAAAUCUUGUCAUCAAUUAGUGAGUUUUGAGAGACUUAAGGAAGUAUUCGUAGAAAAUGCAGGCUAUUCAUAUCGAGCAAAUGGAGGCGCAUAAAUGAAGCAGCUAUUAAAGUGAGUGAGCAGAGUAGAGAUGAAACGCUUUGACUAAGUAUGUAAAAUACGGGAAGUGAAAGCUACUACCCACAACGAACGAUUGUUUACUUUCCGCAGAGAUUUUAUUUGUUUGUUUCGUGUUUUCCAUAUUGAAUGUAUUUUUUAAGUAAUUUUAAUAAAUUGUUGAAAUAAAAACGAAA
Anastrepha obliqua is the source of this 931-nucleotide messenger RNA. Its product is annotated as cuticle protein 38-like. Lineage: Eukaryota; Metazoa; Arthropoda; Insecta; Diptera; Tephritidae. The transcript is spliced from 2 exons. The record is from RefSeq and is a predicted model, not a curated record. The coding region runs from base 87 to 449 and encodes 120 amino acids.